Messenger RNA from Corapipo altera (White-ruffed manakin), 3951 nucleotides. RefSeq lists its product as uncharacterized. Gene Ontology annotation, molecular function: structural constituent of skin epidermis. Gene Ontology annotation, cellular component: keratin filament. Gene Ontology annotation, biological process: keratinization; intermediate filament organization. The record is from RefSeq and is a predicted model, not a curated record. Lineage: Eukaryota; Metazoa; Chordata; Aves; Passeriformes; Pipridae.
AUGAACAGAACCUUCAGCAUGAGGGCAGGGCCCGGGGGCAGGUCCUACAGCGCUGCCUCGGCCAUCGUGCCCAGCAGCAGCAGGGCUGGCUUCAGCUCCGUGUCCGUGGCACGGGCAGGAGGAGGAGGAGGAGGAGGAGGAGGGGGCGGCUUUGGGAGGCUCGUCGGGGGAGGUGGAGGCGGUGGUGGGGGAGGUUUUGGCAGCAGGAGCCUCUACAACCUCGGGGGCAGCAAGAGGAUCUCCAUCGGGGUCGGGAGCAGCUUCAGGGCCGCCUUUGGGGGGGGAGCUGGGGGGGGCUCCGGGCUGGGAGGGGGGGCUGGUGCUGGGCUCGGGCUGGGGCUCGGCGGGGCAGGAGGGGGGUUCGGCUUCGGUGGAGGGGCUGCGGGGCUGGGAUUUGGGGGCGGGCACGGGGGGGCAGGGGCCCGGCAGGAUUUCCCGGUGGCCCCUCCGGGGUCGGCAAUCCAGGAGGUGACGGUGAACCAGAGCCUGCUGGCCCCCCUGAACCUGGAGAUCGACCCCAACAUCGGCCAGGUGCGCAAGGACGAGAAGGAGCAGAUCAAGAGCCUCAACAACAAGUUCGCCUCCUUCAUCGACAAGGUUCGGUUCCUGGAGCAGCAGAACAAGGUGCUGGAGACCAAGUGGACCCUCCUGCAGGAGCAGGGGCAGAAGAACAACUCCGGCAAGAGCAGCCUGGACCCGCUGUUCGAGGCCUACGUGGGCAACCUGCGGCGGCAGCUGGGCAACCUCCUCGGCGAGAGGGGCCGCAUGGACGGCGAGCUCAGGAACAUGCAGGACCUCGUCGAGGACUUCAAGAACAAGUACGAGGAGGAGAUCAACCGGCGCACGGCGGCCGAGAACGAGUUCGUGGUGCUCAAGAAGGACGUGGACGCUGCCUACAUGACCAAGGUGGAGCUGGAGGCCAAGGUGGACGCGCUGAGCGACGAACUCAACUUCCUGCGCGCCCUCUACGAGGCGGAGCUGGCCCAGCUCAGCGCCCAAGUGUCCGACACGGCCGUCAUCCUGUCCAUGGACAACAACCGCGACCUGGACCUGAGCAGCAUCAUCGCCGAGGUCAAGGCCCAGUACGAGGACAUCGCCAACCGCAGCCGCGCCGAGGCCGAGGCCUGGUACCAGACCAAGUUCGAGGAGCUGCAGGCCACGGCGGGCAGACACGGCGACGACCUGCGCAACACCAAGGGGGAGAUCUCGGAGCUCAACCGGCUCAUCCAGAGGAUCCGCUCCGAGAUCGAGAACACCCGGAACCAGUGUGCCACCAUCCAGACGGCCAUCGGGGACUCCGAGGAGCGCGGGGAGCUGGCCCUCAAGGACGCCAAGGCCAAGGUGAUGGACCUGGAGGACGCCCUGCAGAAGGCGAAGGCCGACAUGGCCCGGCAGCUCCGGGAAUACCAGGAGCUCAUGAACGUCAAGCUGGCCCUGGACAUCGAGAUCGCGACCUACAGGAAGCUGCUGGAAGGGGAGGAGAGCAGGCUCAGCGGGGAGGGACUGAACCCCAUCAGCUACUCUGUGAUCAGCUCCAGCUCCGGCCUGGCCGGCGGGGCCGGCUUGGGAGGAGGAUUUGGUGGACUGAGCCUGAGCGGAGGCGGCGGGAGCGGUUUCGGCCUCGGAGGAGGAGGUGGAAGCGGGUUUGGCCUUGGAGGAGGAGGUGGAAGUGGUUUUGGCCUUGGAGGAGGAGGUGGAAGUGGUUUUGGCCUCGGAGGAGGAGGUGGAAGCAGCUUCGGCCUCGGAGGAGGCGGCGGGAGCGGUUUCGGUCUCGGAGGAGGAGGAGGAGGAGGAGGAGGAGGAGGAGGAGGAAGCUACAGCUUUGGAAGUGGAGGAGGACUUGGACUCGGGGGUGGAGGUGGUCUCGGAGGUGGAUUUGGAGGCGGCCAUGGAGCAGGAGGUGGCAGCAGCAGCCUGAGCACCAGCGGGGGCAACUUCAGCUCCGGGAGCGCCAAAGGCACCAACCCCGGGGUGAAAAUCGUCUCCAAAACCUCCUCCAGCAAAAAGAGCAUCAAGAGCCAGAGCCUGAAGAACGCCACAGAGCCCGACGCCUCCCGCAGCCGAGGGUUUUCUGCCUCCCUCGCCCUCUGCUCUUUUCCUGCCGCGCAGCUUCGGUUCUCCGGCCCUUUUUUUCCCCUGCUCUUUGCGCCCGCAGCCACCAUGAGCCGGAUCUCUUUCCGAUCAUCCACCGGAGGGGGCAUGAGGGGCUUCAGCUCGGGCUCUGCCAUCGUGGGAGGCGGUGGCGGGGGCACCAGGAGCAGCUUCAGCUCCGUCUCCGUCUCCAGAGUCGGGGGAGGAAGAGCCGGAGGCGGAGGAGGCUUCGGAGCCGGCGGUGGCUUCGGCAGCAGGAGCCUCUACAACAUGGGUGGAAGCAAAAGGAUCUCCAUCGGGGGUCUCCGGAGCGGAGCCGGUGGCGGAUUCGGCUUCGGCGGCGGCGCCGGCUUCGGGCUGGGCUAUGGCGGCGGUGGAGCCGCUUUCGGCCUGGGAGGAGCCGGUGCCGGUGGCGGUUACGGGCUGGGAAGCGGAUUCGGGCUGGGAGGUCCCGGAUUCGGCGGCCGAGGCGGCCCCGGGUUCCCCGUGUGCCCCCCCGGCGGCAUCCACGAGGUGACGGUGAACCAGAGCCUGCUGGCCCCCCUGAAGCUCGACAUCGACCCCGAGAUCCAGAAGGUGCGGACGCAGGAGCGGGAGCAGAUCAAGACCCUCAACAACAAAUUCGCCUCCUUCAUCGACAAGGUUCGCUUUUUGGAGCAGCAGAACAAGGUGCUGGAGACCAAGUGGAGCCUCCUCCAGGAGCAGGGGCACACGGUCACCAGGAAGUCCCUGGAGCCCCUGUUCGAAGCCUACAUCGGCAACCUGCGGAGGCAGCUCGACAGCCUGAUGGGCGAGCGGGGCCGCCUGGACUCCGAGCUCAGGAACAUGCAGGACAUGGUGGAGGACUUCAAGAACAAAUAUGAAGAUGAGAUCAACCGGCGCACGGGGGCCGAGAACGAGUUCGUGGUGCUCAAGAAGGUGAGGGAAGCGGGAAUAAGGUGGAAAAUGCCGAUGGAGCAGCGGAAACACAAGGAAAGGGCUCGGGGAGAGCUCCCAAACCACCUCCACCCCGACCAUUAACGCUGUGUCUCUCCCCGUGGGCAGGAGCUGUCCCAGAUGCAGCAGCAGGUGUCGGACACCUCGGUGGUGCUUUCCAUGGACAACAACCGGAGCCUGGACCUCAACAGCAUCAUCGCCGAGGUGAAGGCGCAGUACGAGGACAUCGCCAACCGCAGCCGCGCCGAGGCAGAGGCCUGGUACCAGAACAAGUACGAGGAGCUGCAGGUCUCGGCCGGGCGCCACGGGGACGACCUGAGGAACACCAAGAUCGAGAUCUCGGAGAUCAACAGGAUGGUGCAGAGGCUGCGCAACGAGAUCGACAGCGUCAAGAAGCAGUGUGCCAACCUCCAGGCUGCCAUCGCCGAGGCCGAGGAGCGCGGGGAGCUGGCCCUCAAGGAUGCCAAGGCCAAGCUGAGCGAGCUGGAGGACGCCCUGCAGAAGGCCAAGCAGGACCUGGCCCGGCAGCUCCGCGAGUACCAGGAGCUCAUGAACGUCAAGCUGGCCCUGGACAUCGAGAUCGCGACCUACAGGAAGCUGCUGGAGGGCGAGGAGAGCAGGCUGGCUGGAGAAGGAGUGGGAGCCGUCAGCGUCUCCGUGGUCAGCAGCUCCAGCGGGAUGGGAUACGGCGGCGGGAGCUGCCUGGGGAUGGGCGGAGGGCUCGGGAUGGGCGGCGGCGGCGGCGGCGGAUUCUCCGUGAGCGGCGGCGGCUUCGGGGGCGGCAGCGGCGGCGGCUUCGGGGGGCUCAGCUACGGCGGGGGCAGCACCUUCAGCUCCGGCAGCAGCCGAGGCGUGAGCUCCAGCACGGGCGGCAGCGUCAGGAUCGUCUCCAAGACCACCACCAGCAAAAAGACCAUCAGAUAA